AUGGACAAGUAUCAGAUAGCCUCACAAGAAGCAUGGGCGACCUUCUUACGCUCCCGCUUCGAAGUCUGCGCUCGCGUUGGAUUCGAUGAGGCCGCCGCCAAGCGCGCCGAGUUGGCAGACAUGGAGCUUGAAGUCAUGGAGAUGCGUGCAGUCUUCGCUCGGCAACAGCGCAACAGGGUCGUGGGUGCUUGCCGCCUGCCGCCCGAAGUCCUGGGCGCCGUCUUCAAGCUCGCACAGGAGGACUGGAGUCCAGAGUUGAGGAGUAUCGAUGGAAACGUCGUUGACGGGAAGGUUCAAGAUGUCAGGGCCACAUACACCUUGGGAUGGAUGUGUCUGCUGCAUGUAUGUAGCUUCUGGCGCCAGACCGCUCUCGGAUCCCCUGCGCUAUGGAGUAGCAUUUCUUGCAUGGGCGUACAUCCCGACUCGGUGCCGACGCUGUUGGCCCGCUCGCGUGGUCUGCCGCUUUCGCUACACAUCGACGGGGCCUCCCUUUCUCUCGAAGACGACGAUGAGCUACAAGCGGACUUUUCCGGCCUUUGGCUUUGCAAGCCUGUCCUGCGCCGCACCAAAUGGCUCACACUGGACAACGUUCCCGACCAUCAACUGCACCCGUGGCUGCAUGGUCUUCGUCAUCCCAUGCCCCUUCUGGAAACUUUUGUGAUCAACAACCCGCGUCGCAAUGAGCGGGAGAUCAGGGCUAGCCUUCCCGACACUUUGUUCGCACAAAAUGCGCCCAAUUUGCAUCAUGUGGCAGUGGUCGCGACGAGAUUGCCAAACGACUGGGAAACCACGCUCUUCUCUCGUCAUCUCGUGCAUCUGAGCAUCGAGUUCGACGAGCGCACACCUUCGAAUCUCCUAUUGGCGUCUGCGCCUUCCAUACAGACGUUCUACGCGACCAUAUCUUCCAUGCGGAAUCUUCAAUCGCUUACGCUCCGCGACGUCUUUCCCAUUCUACCUCAGCAACUUGGCCAUACGGCGGGGAUCGACGCGAAUCUUGAACUACCCAAUCUGCGAGAGAUCAAGUUAGCAGCCUCGGAAAGCUUUCUGGAAGGUUGUCUGGAUCUCAUCCAACGGCUUUCUCUGGCAGACGAUACAGGCGUCGUCCUCGCCCUCGACGCCGAGGGCGCAUUCGAUUUUGACGACCGUUUGCCGGCGCCGAUCAUCAAAGUCUUUCGUCCUGCUGUGGCUGUUCCACCGUUCAUGCUGUACAUAAGCCAGUUCACUGUCGGGCUGGCGUCCGCGCCCCAUAUUGCGCCAGCUCUAUUGCAAAAUCCCAUCUCGGAAUGGGCAGCAACUGAUUGGAAACAAGAUCGGCUUGGACCAGGCGCCAGACGUCUGAGGAUAUGCCACUGGGACGACGAUUACACGGUACUCCCGCACAUCCCGUUAUUGUCCCUGCGUACAGUGCCGACCAUCGUCUUCGCGUCGGACUUCAGCGACGCGGAAAACGUCAUGGAGCCGGAGGGAUGGAUCAACACCUUUGCUGCUGCGCGGGAAGUUCAGAACAUCGCAGUUCAUUACUUCGACGCCCUCGUGUUGCUUGACGCUUUGAGCGAGAUCGACAAGAGCCCUUCAGGCUCAUAUCUACUCUUCCCUCGGCUAUCGACGAUCGCGAUGCACGCACACAUGCAUCCGAAGUAUCCGGCCGAAAGACUUGCGGACAUGCGCGCGACCUUGGAUGUUUUACUUCUCGAUGUGCUGCAAGUCAGGAAGGAGAAGGAAGCGCCGAUCAAGACGUUGCUCGUGUCGCGCGCGUUCGCACACUGGGAUGUUUGGGGGAGGGCCGAGGAUCUUGCCCAUGUAGAGUUCUUUUGA
This is a messenger RNA of Peniophora sp. CBMAI 1063, 1815 nucleotides long. NCBI's taxonomy places the organism in Eukaryota, Fungi, Basidiomycota, Agaricomycetes, Russulales, Peniophoraceae. The record is from the annotation of a GenBank genome assembly.